Guyanagaster necrorhizus is the source of this 787-nucleotide messenger RNA. RefSeq lists its product as uncharacterized. The transcript has 2 exons. The coding region runs from base 227 to 661 and encodes 144 amino acids. The record is from RefSeq and is a predicted model, not a curated record. Lineage: Eukaryota; Fungi; Basidiomycota; Agaricomycetes; Agaricales; Physalacriaceae.
CACUCUCUGUAAGCGUUCUCUGACAAGCCAUUUGUACAGAGCAUGCGAUAUAUUGUAUGCCUGUGAGACCCUACACUGAUUUCGGUGAAAGCGAUGUCGUGCUACAUUUGAUAUGAUGAGAUGUGUCACACCUCUAUCUUGCGGAUAGCGCUCGGCACCAAGUGUACAACCAAAUGAUGCCUAGUCUCGUAGAAUGUUGUUCUUCAAAUAAAAGAACCCUCAACAUAUGCCAUCCUGCAAAAGCUAUGGUGUCACUAGGAUCCUUGCUGGAACUCCUGCUGGUGUUUUUUUCGUGCUACUCAACAGACUAUCAUUCAGCUCUCCCUAUACCACACAGCGGCAUCUCCAAGCAACGGAUCUAGUAUGGCGCUUGCGCUGCUCGUCGAUAGAUCUGAAUCGACAGUACGAGAGGCGACUUCAGCAAGGUGGGGCCCAAACGACGGCCUGGGUGACCCCCGCCGUAGGAGAUACCAUAUUGCUUCGACAACAGCGAUCUUUAAUCUCCUCCUGUGACCAGCCUAAAGCAAAUAAAUGGCCUUCGCAGAGAUCAGAUAUAUUUGAUCAACCAGAGAAUGAUACAAGCCUCUUCACCGUCGACGGCGACGACCAAACGACAACGCAGCUACCCCUCAGCAUUGCGUCCGUUUACUCACACCCUUAAUUGCCUGGUCCUGGUACUUCUCAGUAUCGCGCGGGAACAACAUGGAAAUCACUGUGUAUCAUAUAUAGUGCCGCAGAUUCUCCUUCCGAAGCGCCUUAUCCUUGCAGGACAGAAUAUCCUCCGUUC